This is a messenger RNA of Ricinus communis (castor bean), 1068 nucleotides long. RefSeq names its product desiccation-related protein PCC13-62. NCBI's taxonomy places the organism in Eukaryota, Viridiplantae, Streptophyta, Magnoliopsida, Malpighiales, Euphorbiaceae. The record is from RefSeq and is a predicted model, not a curated record. The transcript is spliced from 3 exons. The coding region runs from base 56 to 991 and encodes 311 amino acids.
AAGUAUUACUAAGCUAAGAUAUCAGAGCCAAAUAAAAUUAUCCAUCAAGAAAACUAUGGCACUACCAAUUUCUACCGACAUUGCUUUAUUAAUUUUGCUCCUCGUUCCAAUCUCUUACUCCUAUCCACUAAAUAUACUAUUAGAUGUGUUGGCCAAAUCUUCUAUCCCAGAUGGCGAUGUUGAUCUUCUUGAGUUCCCAAUAAAUUUAGAGUAUUUAGAAGCUGAGUUCUUUCUGUAUGGCUCUUUGGGUGACGGCUUAGAUGUCUUUGCUCCAAAUUUGACCUCUGGAGGUCCACCACCAAUUGGUGCUACGAAGGCUAAACUUGACCCUUUCACAAGAGAUGUUAUCAGGCAAUUUGCUUGGCAAGAAGUUGGACAUCUGAGGGCAAUCAAGAACGUAGUAAAAGGAUUUCCAAGGCCAUUGUUGGAUUUGAGGGCGGAAACAUUUGCAAAAGUUAUAGACGAUGCAUUUGGACAACCACUAUUUCCACCGUUCGACCCUUAUGCUUGUUCUCUUAACUUCCUCAUUGCCUCCUAUAUUGUUCCCUACGUUGGCCUUACAGGAUAUGUUGGAGCAAACCCAAAACUUAGUGCUUCUAUUUCAAAGCAGCUUGUGGCAGGGCUUUUAGCUGUGGAGUCUGGACAAGAUGCAGUUAUUCGGACAUUGUUAUACGAGAGGGCAAUAGAGAAGGUGUACCCAUAUAAGAUAACAGUGGCAGAGUUCACAGAUCGCAUUUCAGAGUUAAGAAAUAAGCUAGGGAAUAAUGGUAACAAGGAUGAAGGCAUUAUAGUUGCCAAGGAGCGAGGCGCAGAAGGCCAAGUAAGAGGAAAUGUGCUUGCCGGAGAUGAAUACUCGGUCGGAUAUCCAAGAACACCAGAGGAGAUAUUGAGAAUUGUAUAUGGUGGAGGUGAUGAACAUGUUCCUGGAGGGUUUUACCCAAAGGGUGCUGACGGUCGUAUUGCUAAAUCUUACUUGCGCAAGCAUGGUUAGGACAUACAUAUUACAUAUGAAUGCAAUGUACUAAUGUUUGGGAAUUAUGAUCUUUUUAGCAACAAGUUCUGUUUGUA